AUUUUUUUAAUUUUUUUUUUACAAUAUGAAAACCAUAAGUUUGUCCAAGAAACAUUUUACUUAUAGUCCUAAUAAAAAACAGAAUGUGUUCACUGUAAUACCAAAUUUAACAUAUCGUCAGCAACAAAACAUGGAUGCUAUAGAAGAAGUACUUUUUUAGAAUAACAAACAAUUUAAAGGGGUUUUCUUUACUGAGUGUGAAAAAGAAGACCUUAAAGAGGCUGUAGAUUUUCUAAGGCCCUUCUAUAAAACCACACUUGAUUUAUCAGGAUCCAAAUAUCCUACAGUUGGGAUUUCCAUGUUAUAUAUGGAGAAUAUAAAUAAUGAAAUUUUAAAUAAUAUAAAAAAGGAUAACAAUACAAAAAAAGAAAUUCUUAAUAACAUGCUGGUUAAAAUGCAGAAAUAUCUCAAAGAAUUAUUUUGCUAUGAAUCAUAUGUCUCAACAUUAUUGGAUCUAACAAGUUUACUCUUAAUAGAAUUGAGUAUAUGACCAAAUUUUCAAACUAUUUAAGGAAAAUAGAAAAUAAAAAAAAUACAGGAAUAACGGAUUCUCAGGAGGAAAUCAAUGAAUUUAGUUUUUUAGAAAGAAUUUUAUCCCAAAAAAGAAAUUCAGAAGGGGAUUAUAUAUCGGCAGAAAUCAUUGAAGAAAAUAUAUCAGAACUUCCCACCUAUUUGAAUGAACCUCUUGUUUCAUUAAAGGAUGACAUAUUAAUAUGGUGGAAAGCCAAUAGGAUUUCCAGUCCUCUCAUUAGCAGCUAUAAAUUUUUUAGCAAUUUAAGCAACAUCUGUCCCCUGUGAACAAAUAUUUUCGAAAGCAGGAGAUCUUGUCACUAAAAAAGGAAUAGGCUUUCAAACAAAACAAUACAAGCUUUGAUGUGUAUGGGCUCUUGGUUAAAGAAUGGAAUAGAUCUACCGCCUCCAUUAAGUCCCUCUUCGAAUUCCUUCCAAGGAAGUUCUACAAACAAAGCUAACCCUAAUCCCUCACAUUGCUACAAAACAUGAUGAAUCUAUUAUUAAAGAUAAUGACGAUCAAACAAACGCCUUACCCGUUCUAGAGUUACUGGUAGACAAAAUAAUAAAGAACUACGCUUGAAAUAAACUCAUCUGGAGGAAUUAAUGUUAUAGAAGAAAAAUGAAUAAAAAAUAUUAUAUUAUUGAAGUCAAGUCAGCCUUACCCUGAAUUCAUAGUGGCGCGAUUGCGACGCGAUAAAAAAUAGAUAAAAUAGCUUUUAUUCUUUCUCUUAAAGAGUACGAAUGUUUAUACAAUAAGCAUAAUCAUUUGUAUAAAAGUAUUAUAUACAAGAAUAAAAUCUGGGAAUUAUUAGCCAAGCAGUAUAAUAUGCCUGGUUCAUCUCUCUAGAAAAAUAUGAGAGAUUGUUUUAUAAAAGAGAAGCAAAAGCUAAAAAGACUGAAAAGUAGGUCAGAGGGUGGCCAUCACAUCUCAUGGCCAUUCCAUCAGGAUAUGCUAUUUCUGGUAGAAACCUUAACACCUAGAUCACAGAAAUCCUCUUUAGAUAUAGAGGAAUGUACUACUAAAGAUGCAAAUGAUAUAUUUAAUGAAAUAACAGGAGGUGAUCUCAUUGAUAGUGAGAAUAUAUCAGAUGAUAUAUUUAUUCCCAAAGAUUCUGCAGCACUAAAUCUUAGUAAUGAUUCUGAAUCUAUGUCCUGUGUUGGGUCACCUAGUUAUUAUUAUAAAUGUCCUAAGAGAAAGAACAAUGAUAUGGAUGAUUAUAGGAAAUUAAUGAAAAUAGAAGCAUAUAAAGCAUUAAUAACCUUGGAAAUGCUUAAAAAUAAAUCAACAGAACAUGCAAUAUGUUUAUAUAAAAGAAAAAUUAGAUGA
Gordionus sp. m RMFG-2023 is the source of this 1840-nucleotide messenger RNA. RefSeq lists its product as uncharacterized. The coding region runs from base 1367 to 1840 and encodes 157 amino acids. NCBI's taxonomy places the organism in Eukaryota, Metazoa, Nematomorpha, Gordioida, Chordodea, Parachordodidae. The transcript has 11 exons. The record is from RefSeq and is a predicted model, not a curated record.